Exophiala spinifera is the source of this 825-nucleotide messenger RNA. RefSeq lists its product as uncharacterized. Lineage: Eukaryota; Fungi; Ascomycota; Eurotiomycetes; Chaetothyriales; Herpotrichiellaceae. The record is from RefSeq and is a predicted model, not a curated record. Bases 1 to 825 code for a protein of 274 amino acids. The transcript has a single exon.
AUGCGUCUUUUGGAAGCAUUGACGAAUGGAGAGUUUCGGUUAACCGAGACGUUUCCCGAUAACGAGAUCUCUCUAUAUGCAAUCCUCUCACAUCGAUGGGAAAGCGAUGAUCAGGAAGUCACUUAUGAGGACAUGAUCAAAGGUCAGGGUCGAGACAAGGCCGGAUAUGACAAGAUCAAGUUCUGCGGAGAACAGGCGACCCGAGACGGCUUACAAUACUUCUGGGUGGAUAGUUGUUGCAUCGACAAAUCGAACGGCGGUGAAUAUCAGAAAGCUAUCCGGUCCAUUUUUCACUGGUACCGCCGAGCGAGUCGAUGCUAUGUCUACUUGUCGGAUGUUUUUGUAUCUCCCUAUGACAGCAACGAUAUACAGCGGUGGGAAUCGGACUUCCGGAACAGCAAAUGGUUCACUCGGGGCUGGACACUACAAGAACUGUUAGCCCCAAGAUCAGUCGAAUUUUUCUCUCGGAAUGGUGUACGCCUUGGUGAUAAAGGUUCGCUUCAGCAACAGAUUCAGCAGAAAACAGGAAUUGAUAUACAAGCACUCCAAGGAGCACGCUUAACUCAGUUUAGUAUCGAGGAACGAUUCGCAUGGAUGGAGCGCUGGAAGACGACACUUGAAGAAGAUAAAGCGUACUCGCUCCUCGGCAUUUUCGACGUCUCCAUAUCUAUCCAUUAUGGUGAAGGCAUGGCGAAUGCGUUCAGGAGGCUUGAAGAUGAGAUCAAUAAGCAGACAAGGUGCAUCCAAGACUUACUCUCUUCCAUCUGGCCUCGACUCCCUUUACGAGCGAAUGAUGGAGCAAAUAUACGAAUCGGAAGAUUCUGA